AUGUUGUCUUCUAUACAAUCUUUGUCCGUUACGAAAGAGUUCAUUUUCGUCACACUAAGUAGUAUAUUAUAUACUCGCUCUGUUUUCCCUGAAGAAAAUUUUGAAGGAAAGGAGUAUCAACUAGAAACUGGAGGUUCACGCUAUAUCAAAGUUUUACUGAAAGGUAUUUCUACUGAAGGGGAUAAUCUACUCCACUUAAUUCAAAAUUCAAUAUUCCUACUGUUGUCUCGUGCAAGUCUUAGUUCUGUUGAAUUAACUAUCAAUGACGAGAAAGGAAAACUUUUAGAGUCCUAUCUGCUUGUCAUAACUUACCCCAUGUACUCAUGCAGAAGAAUAGACAAAAAGAACUUACAUGGUGCCAACACAAGCACUGUAAAUGAUUGUUUCUUUAGAACUCACAGUAAAUUGACAACAUCAACCCAGGCUGCGAAUCUUCUUCCUACCAAGAAAUCUGUAGCCAUUAGUUUGAUUUCAAAUGCAAAGCAAAUGCCCCAUAGCGUCUCUGCUUGCUCCGAAUUACACCCACCAGCCGUACACGGCCAUUAUUCGCAGUCGUUGAUAACAAUCGGAAACCUCUAUUCUGUUUACUGCGAUGUCAAGAUUAAGACGUCACUUUUAGUCCACACUCCUUGCACCUCUACUUUCUUGGCUCCAAAUCUAAAACACGAAAUCACGAAUGAGCCUGGCUGUGAAUGUAACACAAAUAUUCUGGUUUUAAAAGAAGUUUACGGUAGGAGAAUAGGUCCUUGUAGAUCAUGUGUAAAGUGCUCAAGGAAAAUACAUAUUUGGUGCUAUGCCGACAACACAAAAAACAAUAAAACAGAGAUUGUGUGCUACAGUUGCCUCUGCAAUGAUUCUAAUUUACCCUCAAAAGUCACCAUGAUUAUGAGAGUCAGAUUCUUGUGGAAGCUCUUCCAUAAUUAUGACCUACCAGAAUCCACCGACUUCUUCAAUAUAUUGUUCUCCAAGACAAAUGUAGUGGAGUUGUUAAAUACAAUGAUAAAGUAUAAUAUACUAGAGCAUCUGACAAAUAUUUUACACAUCGCUAGCCAACCUCACGUAAUCAAGCCAAAGACUAAAUUCAUAAAGAUUGGUUUGCAUGGCCUUCAUAAUGGAAAUGGAUAUAAUUUUGAAAUAGGGGACGAACCUUAUUUUAUAUUUGCACCUACUUUGAGCAAUCAGAAAGCACUUAAACUUAGAUAUGAAAAGAGCACGGAAAGUGAGUUCUUCCCAAGUCAAAAAGUAUGCAGCCAGGAAGAAUUAGUAAAGUAUGUGGAGAAAUUAUGA
Dujonia railenensis is the source of this 1287-nucleotide messenger RNA. NCBI's taxonomy places the organism in Eukaryota, Fungi, Ascomycota, Pichiomycetes, Serinales, Debaryomycetaceae. The record is from the annotation of a GenBank genome assembly.